This is a messenger RNA of Bufo gargarizans (Asiatic toad), 7718 nucleotides long. RefSeq names its product homer scaffold protein 1 (gene HOMER1). Gene Ontology annotation, cellular component: dendrite; postsynaptic density; plasma membrane. The record is from RefSeq and is a predicted model, not a curated record. The transcript is spliced from 11 exons. Lineage: Eukaryota; Metazoa; Chordata; Amphibia; Anura; Bufonidae. Gene Ontology annotation, molecular function: G protein-coupled glutamate receptor binding. Gene Ontology annotation, biological process: G protein-coupled glutamate receptor signaling pathway; regulation of store-operated calcium entry. Bases 870 to 1937 code for a protein of 355 amino acids.
AACGGGAUGACGUUGCUUAUUUAAAUGUCUCCAGAGCGGAGGGAUGGAGAGAAGGUCUGAGCGGACUGACGGCACCGGCCAGGCCCCCGCCCCAGCCUCCGAGCCCCGGUAACCGGCAUCAUCCCCGGCUGAGACAUGCCCGGUGCCAGCAGCUGAAGGAUGGCAGCCUGCCGUGUCCUGCUGAUGGCCGCGCACGAGCUGCUCGCCCGCUGUCCGUGGUGCUGAAGAGCCCGGCUCCGGAGGAGAAGCGACUGCAGCCCCUGCAAUGUCACAUUCUGUCAUCCCCCAGCCUCCAGCGCUGCUGCUCGGCUAGGAUCCAGCACCUCGGCCCCGGACAGUACUGGAUCCGUCCUGCAGAGGAGUCCCCGGAGGAGGCCGCGGUUUGGUUCUCGCACAGGCAGGAGACUGGGGCGGUCUGCAGUUCUUGGUCACACUGGUGCACACUGUAUAUAUGUCUGUGUGUGUGGGAAGAGCAGCGUGGGAAGCGGAUCUUUGUCAAGAAGGACAUGAUCGGAAUGAGCAUUGGGCUGGCUUCCUAGUGUCGCCUGAAACUACGAGACUCUGGGAGAAGAAGGCACAUGAAUGCGCGCUUCUUCUGUUGGAUAUACUUUUUUUAAUAUACAAUUGUUAUUUUUUACUACAGUAAAGUACAUAAGAAGAAAAAAAAACUUCUCGCUCCUUUCACUUGUUUUCUCCUUCGGGUUUUGGAAUUAUCCUUGGAUUUAAAAGCCAGACACUUCCUGUGCUCCUCCGAUGAGUGCCGGCGGCAGAGCAGACACAUUCUGAUUGAGGAGCAGUGCUGAUGGUUCAGGAAGAAACACUGUAAAAGUUCUUUACAUCACUUCAGUGCAAAAUCUUAUCUGGGCAAAAUGGGAGAGCAACCCAUCUUUAGCACCAAAGCCCAUGUCUUCCAGAUUGAUCCAAACACAAAGAAGAACUGGGUUCCUACCAGCAAACAUGCAGUUACUGUGUCCUAUUUCUACGAUAGCACAAGGAAUGUCUAUAGGAUUAUUAGUCUGGAUGGGUCAAAGGCAAUAAUAAAUAGCACCAUCAGUCCCAACAUGACAUUCACUAAAACAUCCCAGAAGUUUGGCCAGUGGGCAGACAGCAGGGCUAACACAGUAUAUGGCCUUGGCUUCUCCUCCGAGCACCAUCUCACAAAGUUUGCAGAAAAAUUUCAGGAAUUUAAAGAAGCUGCUCGAUUAGCAAAGGAAAAAUCCCAAGAAAAGAUGGAACUGACUAGUACUCCUUCCCAGGAAUCUGCUGGAGGGGAUAUUCAGUCUCCUUUAACACCCGAAAGCAUUAACGGAACAGAUGAUGAAAGAACAACCCCUGAAGUGACGCAAAAUUUUGAACCAAGGGCUGAACCUACGCAGAAUGCAUUGCCAUUUACACAUAGUUCUGCAAUUAACAAGCACUGGGAAGCAGAACUGGCCACACUCAAAGGAAACAAUGCCAAGCUCACAGCAGCCUUGCUGGAGUCUACUGCCAAUGUCAAACAAUGGAAACAACAGCUUGCUGCGUAUCAGGAAGAAGCAGAACGUCUCCACAAACGGGUGAGUGAGUUAGAAUGUCUCAGCGGUCAAGCAAAUGCAGUGCAAACGCACAAAACAGAACUCAACCAGACUAUACAAGAAUUAGAGUCCACACUGAAAAAGAAAGAAGAGGAAAUAGAGAGAUUGAAGGAAGAAGUUGAACACGCUAAGGAACUACAAGACCAGAGGGAUUCUUUGAGCCAAAAAUUACAGGAAGUGGAGUCACAUAACAAAGACUUGGAAGGACAACUGGGCGACUUAGAACAGCGACUGCAGAAAAGUCAGGGCGAGCAAGAAGCAUUUCGCAAUAACUUGAAGACUCUUUUAGAAAUCCUGGAUGGCAAAAUCUUUGAACUCACUGAAUUGAGAGACAGCCUGGCCAAGUUGAUAGAGUGCAGUUAAAAAGGCAAAAAAAAAGGGCUGCCACCACCAACCUUCUCAAAGACGCACCGGCUCACUUCACAGCACGGUGGUGGGCUCUGUAUCAGAGUUGCACAAAAUCUGAACGGAAAAACUCCUUUCCGAGAGUUUAAUUGCAAAUUUAGUAGUUGGCUGAAGUGUGAAAUUGAGACUUGCUUUAUUAGCUAACAGAGAGGAAAUUAAAAAUAAAACUUGAAUUACAAAUUACCUCCUUAUUCCCUUAUUGGCCAUAAUGAACUUUAACACAUUCAGUGCCAGGUAGUCCUACACUCUAGCCCUGAAUGUACAAGAUUCUUUCCAGUAGUUUUUGAGUAAUCCAUCUCCGGAUUGCUGACAGAUGAAUAUAAAAAAAAAGUAGUCACCAGUGUUUAUUUUUUUUGUUUUUUUUUUCAGACAUACUAUACAGAAUAUUGCUUUAUUUUAUAGGUUUUUAUUUAGUUCUUUUCUAUGAAAUACCUGCUUGCAAUGUUUUGUGCAAAAAAAUGAUAAUACAAAAAAAACAAAAAACUUAGUCACGGGAGAAGCCCUUUGUAUUUUUGUUGAAAUCUGAACAUUUUCUCAGGAUAUUUUUGCACUGUUGAAAAAAAAGUGCAUUACUAUUUGACCUAGCCAGGAGUGAUGAGGAGACUUCACUUUAACUGACAUUAGUUAGAGUACCCGCCUACCCGUUGUAUAAUGUUCUUUCUUUUUAUACUGGAAGAUGUCUCUUUGCAAAACUUCACUCUGGUGUUUAUUUCUUUACUAGAACCGUCUGGUGUAAAGUUUUACCUUUCAUUUUAGUUAAUUUUAAGGCAAAAGGAAAAAAAAUAAUAAAAAAAAAUCGGUCUCAUUUUCUUAUACACUGUAAAGCCAACUCCAAAGGCAGCUGAACAUUAUGGAGAUUGAAGUUGUUACAUUAGUAUAUAUUUGAAGAGUAUUACUAAGAAUAUUUAACAAGAGUUUAAUAUAUGGACUUUUAACUGCAUAUGAGUAUGUUUUGAAAUGAAUGCAAAAUGUUUACUUAUGUAUUUUGGAAGACAUCAUUUCCGAACGUCCGAUGCAUCUCAAUGUACGUAGUAAGUGAUAAUAGGAAAUCCUGUUUGUUCUUAAUUAUAUCUAAGGAUGUACCUCUAUUGGGAAGCUGUUCAUUUUAAUUGAUCAAACUGUGAACUCAAUUUCUUGGAAAUGUAAUGAUCCCGGUUUAGCCCCUUCAUCCAUGAAGACCAUUUCUGCAAAGUUUCUCUGGAAUUCAGUAAUUUUCAUUAUAAAGCACUCCUUUGGGAUAAGAAUGCAGCUUUACCAACAUGCCAAUGGGUUUCCCAUUUGGUGACAAGUGCCAGUAAUAAUGUAAAUUAGGUUCCCGAGAAGUAGAUGAGGAGAUGUUCACAGUGUGUUUCUGGUGCUGCAUUUAUAAGCAUAUACUUAGGCACUUGCUGGGUAUUAAUACCUCAAAAUACACAUUUAUUAGGUAUAGGCUCUUGUCUGUGUCUUAAUGCAACAAUAUGGUUUAUUUAAUGCGCAUUUAUUUAAGAAGUAUACAGUUACAGCAAUUUUAAAUGUCCACUUGCUGAGACUGGGGGAGCAUCUUGUACUGAGUGUGAAGAUAUUCCUCCCAACAACAUGAUUUUGUAAGCGCAGAAUUAAUCUUUUUUUUAUUUUUCCAUAGCUCACCACCCACUGGGAUGAUAUACUUUGAUAUGUGUAUAGUACCUCUCACAGUGGCCAUGUUUCUAUACUUCAGACAUCAUUUUCUGAUCUCAUUCACAUUAAAGGGUCUUUCAGUGCCCAGCAGGUUCCACAAAGCUUAAUUACUCACAUAUUGCCUAUAAAGGAAAGUUUCUAUUAUACUUACCGUCUCAGUGUUAUGUGGAUCGGCCACUCAGGAACCCAGUGAGAAGAAGCUUCUCUUUGAAAAUCUUGCUUCUGCAGACAUCAUGCCCUUACCAGGCUUCCAAUCUGGUUGAUAGCAAGGCCAUCACUUCUGCUGUGGACGGAACUAUAACCAUACUUCUUCAUGACGCAUGUGCAGAUGAAGUGGAUGCAGGAGUUUGUGCAUGCCCUGGGGGCCCAACUACAGCAGAAUGAUGUCCCCAACCAUUAACUAGACCAGAAACCUGGUAAAAGAUGUGAGUUCAGCAGAAGCAAGAUUUUCAGAAGAUGAGUAUCACAAGAUUGGGUUCCCAAGUGGCCAAUCCAUGCAACUUUGAGCUAGUGAGAAUAUUACUAAACUUUCCUCCACAGAGUUUGUGGAGCCCACAGGGUCCCAGAAAACCACCUUAAGGUCAUUGAUGCAUCAUGUUGACUGAAUAGAGAGAUGGGCCAUUCUGCUUCAUAAAAUUGGGGAAGUUCCACCCAUUUCAGUUUCUGGAAAACAAUAUCCUGUGGCAUUUUUGUAGGACCCAUAAUUAUGGAUGAAAUGUUCUAUAGCCUUCACAGAGAAAUCAUAUGUAUCACAGAGGCAAUCGUUGCGGGCUCUUAGGGACCUGUAGAGUGGGGAGCAUUAGCUCAGGUUGGCCCAUCCUCAACAGAGUAAGGCUUCAAUCAGACAGAUGUAUUGUACCUGAAUGUGUAUGUAAGACACAGACCAGGUUAGAAAGAAUUGGGCUACUGAGACCAUAGGUCCCUAUGGUGCUGUAGAAACAGUGGGGGUUCUGGGUAUAACAUCUGGGAUACUAACUAUUACGGACAUGUACAAUAUGGCUAUUCGAAUUAGGCCUAAGUCUGGCAGGGGUCCCCUUUUCUCCAAAGGCAACACAACAUUAGAAAAUUAGGAGAGUUGGGCUUAUCUUAUCUCUAAAUGGUUGGGUUUGGUGGCUUAAAAGAGAAGCAAGGAGAACCCCUUUCUUCUUUCAAUACUCCUUUUAUAGCAUAAUUAUCUGUACAAAUCUGGUUCUAAUCCUGAUAAGCAGAAGCAACCAAAACUAAAUUAGGCUCUGUUCACACUGCUGUUGGGAGCCUCUGUUGGGGUUUCAUAUACUUUUCAUGGCAAGAAUAUGAAAGAAGCCAGACAUACCCCAUUAUGGGAUUCAUUGGUCACCUCUUGUAUCCAUUUUAAGUCAUAUACAGAAGCUAUCAUGGCAGUCUAACCAGAGCCUUAAAACCAGUUAUUCUCUGUCUUUAAUGAUCAGGAAGUCACGUAGUUUCAUGGAUGUACCUUAUAGACUUUUAAAGGCCCCCAGUAGGCAGAUUAUUUACCUGGCAAUGAACUGCAUAGUAAAAUGUAUUUGAAAGCAAUAAUACCCAUGAAUGUGUAUAGGUGACUUCUUUGCUCAGCUUUUCCCUUGUAUUUCAAUUAUCAGUUUCUAUAUAAUUUCUUUUUAAAGCCGGAAGUAAUGAAGACACACUUUGCUGAUAUCUAGAAAUAAUACUGGUGCAAUCUCUGCCUUAACCACGACACUGUAAUAUACAGAAAUUGCCUCUUGCAAUCAUUGUGGCAUUAACACAAGUUAAAUUAUUAUUAUUAUUUUUUUUUACAGUGAAUGCGAUUGAUACUUCAAAUAAAGAAAUUCGUCUUCAUUUUAUAUUUUUAGUUGGGUUCAAAAUGAAGCAUUUAAAAAAAAACACCAUGGAAAUGCCAAAAUGUUUUAUGAUUAAAUUAUGUUUAAAACUUGAUCUGUUCCGUUCAUUUUGAGCUGGUGUCAGUGGGAGGCCGCCUCAAGUGCUUUGAUGUACAGUGUAAGAGAGGUUGACAAGGAUGAAGGGGCUACAAACCCAUUGCUCAGUGGUCAUUAAAGAGCACUACCAUCUAAAAAUACCAGUAAAUAUACGUUCUUGAGUUGUCCAUGACUUUAAGGUUGAUAAAACUUCUGCAUGACUGGAUGACAACCAAAGCACAGCUCUCACUAGAAACAUCUCCGGGUUAUGAAUGGUUUGAUCUAGUUAUACCUGUUAUUUGCAAAAAGAGUUCGCUAAAUCUUGGGCUAGUCUCAUACUAGAGGUCUCCACAGGUGCCAGAGGUGUCUGUAUCCGACACUGCCAGAUGCUACCUGACACCCGCCAGCCCCAUGCAAUAUAAUGGAGACCAGCGAAGAUCUGACCGCAAUCCGACAAACAUGUAGAGAAUCAUCUGGACGAAAACCGCUGCAUGCACCGAUUUGCAUCUGUCUGAUUCUCUGCAUAUUUGCCAGGUUGCGUCCAGAUCUCCGCUGCUCCCCAUUAUAGUAAGUAGAGCCAGAUGACGAUACAGUAGCUUCCGGCAAUGCCGAAUAGCCUGCCGCAUCUAAAAACAGCAGUGUGAAACUAUCCUUAGCCAGUUUUACAGUAGGAGUGCAGAGUGUUUUUCUCUUGCCAUGGGGGCAGACGGAGCAAUCAAGUUAUACGAUGCUCCACCUGCCCCUAGGCCAGGGUUCUCUGAUAUCUGGGAAUAGUAGUAGAGCUUUCCAGGAGUGAAGUUAUGCAGUGAUUUAUCACUGACUUCCAAAUCACCCCAUAGCUAGUGAUACCUGCCAUGCAGGAGUCUGACUGACUACCCUUGGAGCUCUAUUGGUGGCUGUAUUGGUAGUCAUCCAGAUUCCGAUCCUCUUGAAUAGUGUGUCUAUGCAGUUAUGCCUACAUAAAUUUAACAUUUAGAACUUUGGACCAUGUGGCAUAUUAACAAAUGCAUUUGAAUGCCAACUCCUCAAACUAGGUGUUUAAUUAGGUUGUGUUGGAUAAAGAUAUUGAUUAAUAUCAGAUUGGUAAGGGUCUAUCACCCCACACCACCACUGAUUGGUGGUGCUGGAACCUAUACAGUGCAUGGAGCUGGACGCAGACAGCUCCGUACACUGUAUAGUGGCCAUGCCAGGGUCCCUUCAAGGGGAUGGGAGUUGAGCUGCAGUACGCCCGGACCAGAAAAUACACAGAGUAGGGAACCCUCCUUAACUUGUAUAGCUUCUGGUGCCAACAUUAAGCUGAAACAGCUGAUUGCUGGGGGUGCCGGGUGUCAGACCCUCCCCGAUCUGAUGCUGAUGACCUAUCCUGAGGAUAGGUCAUCAAUAUCUGUAGCCCAAACAACCCCUUUGAAGGCCCUCUGAUAAUUUUUAUAGGAACUCCCAAAACUGUCUAGAAGAACCGAUAUUUAUUUGUAUUUGCAUAAACCCUGCGCCUUGGGAAAUAGAUAUUGGUUGUCACCCAGCAUCUGAACAGAAUUUUUUGCAGCUUGACAAAAGCGAGCAUAUAUUAAAUAGGGAUUUCAUUUAGAUGGAGUAUUCGCUAAUGAACACCCUCUCAGCCAGCAUUAUUCCAUACUGUUAAUUGACUAUAACAUUGAUGUGAUUUCUUUCAUUUCCUCUACAGCAAGGUUUUAAAGUUCUUCUUUUAACUACAUUUGGCACCAUGCGUUUCUUUAUAAUACAUUUAUUUUAAGAAACAUUCUCAGAAGAUACAUUUUUUUUAACUUAUUUUACCAGAUGCAAACAUCAUGAGACAAUAUUUAUGGGGAUUCUUCACAUGAUAUUCUGAUGGGGGGGGGGGGCAGGCAGAAUUUUAUUACCAUCUGUUUUUCCCUUCUGUACAUAUUUUAAGAAUUCUCUGUAAAUUCACAUUUACCUGUACAGUGGGCCUAAAAGUUUCAGGUACAGAGGGGCAUUUUAUCUCCAAUGUCGGCACCGAGAGGUGUUGCAAUUCUUUUAAACUGAUGUUACUGAUUUAAAAAAACAAAAACAAAAAAACUUCUUUCUCUGUUUUAGUGUUGGUUUAUUUAUUUUCAGAAUUGCCUUGCUUGUUAUAAUGCACAAAAUAUGCAAUAACUGAUCAAUCAAGUCAACUGUUGAAUAAGCCAUUUCAAGAUAUAACUAUAAAGGUGGU